AUGCAAGGCUUUAAUAGGUACUACCCGCCAGAUUAUGAUCCAAAGAAGCAUUCCUCUCUUAAUGCGUAUCAUGGGAAGCAUGCUCUGGGAGACAGAGCACGCAAGCUUGACAAGGGAAUUCUCAUUGUCCGCUUUGAGUUGCCAUUUAAUAUUUGGUGCGGUGGAUGCGAUAAGCAUGUGGCCCAGGGAGUGCGCUACAACGCAGAGAAAAGAAAAAUAGGGAAUUAUUACUCUACGCCCGUCUACGCUUUUAAAUGCAAAUGCCACCUCUGCUCUCAUUGGUUUGAAAUACAGACUGAUCCCAAGAAUACACGGUACAUUGUCAGUGAAGGGGCCAAGCAGAAGGCAGAGUGGGAGCCUGAAGAGGGCGAGACUAUUACGAUGGAAACGGAUCCAUCGAAGAAACCCGAGGUAGAUCCGUUUGCAGCGGUUGAGAAAGGCACGAAUCAAGUAGAAGCGCAGAAAAAGGCGUUGCCUAGACUGACGCAGAUUGAAGACGCCAACGAAGCUACAUGGUCUGAUACGUAUACAAUGAAUCAGAAGCUGCGGGAUAAGCAUCGCGUUGAACGGCGGAAAGAGCAUGCCGAGAACCGGAGCAAUUUGGAGCUGAAAGAUAGGUAUGGACUUCCAGAGGAUAUGCGAAUGAUGGAAGAUGAGAGCGAUGUAAAGGAAAGUCGCAACUUCAAGCAGAUACAACAGCGGCGGCGAUCAGCGCCAAAGACGACGGAUCUGAAGCGAUCGCUAUUAACAAACACGCGCCAGAAAGUAGAUCCCUUCGGUAGCUCUAUCACGCUCGCUUCCUCCUCUGCUGCUACACAUGAUCGCGAAUAUCCCCGCAAAGCCCACAGGCGUCAACUUAAUAGGCUCAAAGACUUUAAUGAUAUUAAAAGACAAAGACAGGGCGGCGGCAACAAUGGCAACAACGGUAUGAACGAUAACGACGGCGCUGGCGGUGGAAAUAACAAUAACGGCGGUAAUAACGACAAUAACAAUGACAACAACAAUGACAACAACAUUAACCAAGACCCGCAAGAAUCUCUCCAACUUGAUCCAGAUCUUGUCAUGCCCGGUUUGGCACAGAAUGGCCAACAAGAAGGCGGUGCAGAGGCUGGACAGGUUGCAUCACUCACCUCCGCCAACAACUUUAUCAACUUCUGCCUCACUGAGCCUGACCUCCCACUUACGAACGGCAGGCAAGUUAGGGGCGGCUCAUGCAACCCUGUUCCAAUCGGCGUCAUCGCUGCUACAAACAGAAUGCCAUCGGCCAAAUUUGUCAAUCCAGAGAACGGUGCUACAAUUCAAGCUAACCAGGACUUCACUAUUCAAAUGGCUAUUCGCAACCUUAACGCUGGUAACUUUGUCAACCCAAACACCAAUUACUUUGCUGCACCACAAACCACAAACAACAACGGUCAAAUUAUUGGUCAUAGCCACGUUGUCGUCGAGCAACUUCCAAAUUUGCAAAGUACGCAACCACUCGACCCUGCAAACUUCGCCUUCUUCAAGGGUCUCAACGAACCAGCACAGAACGGUGUGUUGUCUGCUCAAGUCUCAAGAGGACUUCCAGCUGGUGCCUAUCGCAUGUGCAGUAUCAACUCAUCUGCGAACCAUCAGCCAGUAAUAGUUGCAGUAGCACAACACGGGUCUUUGGAUGACUGCUCAUAUGUCAGUGUGGCUUCAGUACGCGCGCGUGUGCUAACAGAGAGUGCAGUUCACAGCUGA
Messenger RNA from Wallemia ichthyophaga EXF-994, 1722 nucleotides. Its product is annotated as Coiled-coil domain-containing protein. The transcript is spliced from 13 exons. Gene Ontology annotation, biological process: mRNA splicing, via spliceosome. The record is from RefSeq and is a predicted model, not a curated record. Gene Ontology annotation, cellular component: U2-type spliceosomal complex; post-mRNA release spliceosomal complex. NCBI's taxonomy places the organism in Eukaryota, Fungi, Basidiomycota, Wallemiomycetes, Wallemiales, Wallemiaceae. Bases 1 to 1722 code for a protein of 573 amino acids.